UAUUAUUAUUUUAAUGUUUUUGUUUGUUGUUGUUUUUGUGUUAGUAACGAAGAUAACCUGAUUCGGCGUUUGGUGCAAAGGGUUAUGAAGGAGUUGAGUAAUACUCCUUUGGGUGUGCCCGAGUUUGCAGUAGGUCUUGAUGAACGUGUUGAGAAGGUGAUGAGGAUGUUGGAAGUUCAAUCCAAUGGUGUCAAGGUUUUGGGGUUGCAUGGGAUGGGUGGGGUUGGUAAGACCACCCUUGCCAAGGCACUUUUCAAUGCCCUUGUUAACCGUUUUGAGCAUCGCUGCUUCAUUUCCAGUGUCAGACAAGUUUCAUCUAAAGGUGAUGAUGGUUUGGUUUCCCUUCAGAGCAAAAUCAUUAAAGAUCUUUUCCCUGGAGAAGGGUCUCCUACCAUCAGUGAUGUCAAUGUUGGUCUUUCUGCUAUCAAAGGACGAGUUAGUGAGAAUCGAGUUUUGUUGGUCUUGGAUGAUGUUGAUGAUGUAAAGCAGCUUCAUGCUUUGAUUGGUAAGAGGGAAUGGUUUAACGAUGGAAGCCGUGUUAUAAUCACCACAAGGGACACACAAGUUCUACCCGAGAGUCAUGUAAACGAGUUGUAUGAAGUUAGGGAAUUGAAUCUUUCUGAAGCUCUAGAGUUGUUCAGUUACCAUGCACUGAGAAGAAAUAAACCGCCAGAAAAUCUUGAGAAUUUGUCAGAGAAGAUAGUGUCUCUGACAGGAAGAAUGCCUUUGGCUGUGGAAGUGUUUGGUUCGUAUUUGUUUGGUAAGAGGAGGGAAGAGGAAUGGGAGGAUGCUCUGAAGAAGCUGAGUGAAAUUCGGCCACAGCAUCUUCAGGAUGUAUUGAAGAUUAGUUUUGAUGGGUUGGAUGAAGAAGAGAAGAGUAUAUUCCUUGAUAUUGCUUGUUUGUUUGUCCAAAUGGGAAUGAAGCGUGAUGAUGUUAUUGAUGUGUUAAGAGGUUGUGGUUUUAGGGGUGAGAUAGCUAUCACGGUACUUGUGCAGAAAUGCUUAAUCAAAAUCACUCAGGAGAAUACCCUGUGGAUGCAUGAUCAAAUUAGAGACAUGGGCAGGCAAAUUGUUCUAGAUGAAAACCUCGUU
Molecule: messenger RNA, 1092 nt
Organism: Cajanus cajan (pigeon pea)
Lineage: Eukaryota; Viridiplantae; Streptophyta; Magnoliopsida; Fabales; Fabaceae
Source: RefSeq, a predicted model, not a curated record